AUGUCGGCCUUCGACGACUUUCAGCGGCAGCUCAAGAAGAGUAAACACGGGCGGGAAGAGGAGAACCGGCACCGGAAGCGCAGCCAUAGCCACUCGCGAAACCGGGACCGUAAGCGCCGGAGUCAGAGCCGUGACAGGCGGAACCACGACCAGAGGAACGACCCGCGGGACCAGCGGCGGCGAAGCAAACCUUGGAGCAGAGACGCUGAGGAGGAGCGCGGUGGAUUGAUCCCUUCCGCCCGCCAUGACAGGAAGAGGAAGGUCCACAAGUACUGGGAUGUGCCGCCCCCGGGCUUUGAGCAUAUCACCCCCAUGCAGUACAAGGCCAUGCAAGCUGCAGGUCAGAUUCCUGCCACUGCCUUUCUCCCCACCAUGACCCCUGACGGCCUGGCCAUGAUCCCAACACCAGUGCCCAUGGGUGGCAGCCAGAUGACCCGAAAGGCUCGGCGCCUCUACGUGGGCAACAUCCCCUUCGGCAUCACUGAGGAGGCCAUGAUGGACUUCUUCAAUAUCCAGAUGCGCCUGGGGGUGCUGACGCAGGCCCCUGGCAACCCAAUCUUGGCCGUGCAGAUCAACCAGGACAAGAAUUUUGCCUUUUUGGAGUUCCGCUCAGUGGACGAGACUACCCAGGCCACGGCCUUGGACGGCAUCAUCUUCCAGGGCCAGUCCCUGAAGAUCCGCAGGCCUCACGACUACCAGCCACUGCCCAGCAUGUCGGAGAACCUGUCUGCCUACAUGGCUGGAGUUGCGUCCACUGUGGUCCCCGACUCUGACCACAAGCUCUUCAUCGAAGGUUUACCCACCUACCUGAAUGACGACCAGGUAAAGGAGCUGCUGACCUCAUUCGGGCCUCUCAAGGCCUUCAGCCUGGUCAAGGACAGCGCCACGGGGCUCUCUAAGGGCUACGCCGUCUGUGAAUACGUGGAUAUCAACGACACGGACCAGGCCACUGCGGGGCUGAACGGCAUGCAGCUGGGGGACAAGAAACUGCUUGUCCUGCGGGGCAGUGUCGGUGCCAAGAACGGCACACUGAGCACGAUCAACCAGGUGCCGGUGACCCCGCAAGUGCCAGGGCUUAGGAGUUCCCAGGUGCAGAUGGGCGGCCACCCGACCGAGGUGCUGUGCCUCAUGAACAUGGUGCUGCCUGAGGAGCUGCUGGAUGACGAGGAGUACGAGGAGAUCAUGGAGGACGUGCGCGAGGAGUGCAGCAAGUACGGGCUCGUCAAGUCCAUGGAGAUCCCCCGGCCCGUGGACGGCGUGGAGGUGCCCGGCUGCGGAAAGAUCUUUGUGGAGUUCACCACGGUGUUUGACUGCCAGAAAGCCAUGCAGGGCCUGACUGGCCGCAAGUUCGCCAACAGAGUGGUUGUCACAAAAUACUGUGACCUUGACUCUUACCACCACCGGGACUUCUGGUAGAGGCAGCCGGGGAAGGUAGGGACAGGGCUGCCGGGGGCUUCCUCCCCACCAGCCCCCCUUCUUUUCCACCUCUAAAGACAAUGGGCAAAGAGUGACAGCCAGGAGCAACUGGAAUGGCAGCAGUUGGGGUGGGAGGACGGAGAAGGGUACACGUUCCAGCAGACACUCGCCCACAGACAGAGGGCAGGGUCAGGGUGGGGUCUGGCGUACACGGGGUGGGUUAGGACCCCCACGCCCCUCCCCAAACAGCAUUUCCCCCUCCGGUGUACCUUCCCCUCUUCUCCCCCUUGGUAGGAACAUAGCAUGUUUAUAUUUUAUGGCCAAACUGUUGCUAACUUUGUUGUCUGGCCCCCAGUGCCCAGCGCUCUCCCUUUCCAGGACCACAGCUCCUGCCCUCUGGGCCUCUGGCCCUCUCUAGUCCCUCCUUGGUUUCUUAUGUAGUUGAUUUUCGCCUCUUUUAAUCUCCCUCGAACUUACUUCCAACCCAUGGCC
Messenger RNA from Loxodonta africana (African savanna elephant), 1908 nucleotides. RefSeq names its product splicing factor U2AF 65 kDa subunit-like. The coding region runs from base 1 to 1416 and encodes 471 amino acids. Gene Ontology annotation, molecular function: poly-pyrimidine tract binding; pre-mRNA 3'-splice site binding. Gene Ontology annotation, cellular component: nuclear speck; U2-type prespliceosome; nucleus. Lineage: Eukaryota; Metazoa; Chordata; Mammalia; Proboscidea; Elephantidae. The record is from RefSeq and is a predicted model, not a curated record. The transcript has a single exon. Gene Ontology annotation, biological process: mRNA processing.